UAUUCUUUUUCAAGAAACAGCACAAUCCAAAGAACUAGUAGGCUUGACGAAAUGCAUGCUGUCACACCAAUCUUUUUUCUCAUAGAAUCCUAUAAUUUAUAGACCAAGUUUUCAAUCAGAAACUAAUCAGCUGUGUUGCAACAAAUAUGAGGUUCAACUUUAGAAGGAAACGACAAUUUGCUAAAAAGACACAGGGAACUGUGAGGCUGGGAGAGCAGUAUUACAGAGAUGCAAUGGAGCAGUGUCAUAGCUACAACGCUCGUUUGUGUGCUGAGCGCAGCAUCCUCAUGCCUUUCCUGGACUCUCAGACUGGUGUGGCGCAGUCCAACUGUUACAUCUGGAUGGAGAAGAGACACCGAAGUCCAGGUGCAGCUCCCGGGCAGUUGUACACGUACCCAGCUCGCCGCUGGAGAAAGAAACGGCGAUCUCAUCCACCCGAAGAUCCCCGGUUGGCAUUCCCACCUCUCAAAGCAGUAGAUCUGGAUCUGGGUCUGAAGCGUGAUGCUUUGGGGCCUGUAGAUGGCAGCAGUUUAGAAGCCCUGUUGAAAGGGGAGCCCGUCGACAGGAGGAGUGGUGUUCCCGACCUCCGUGGUCCAGAAGAUGACACACCCAGUGUGGAACCUUCUGCCACAUCCACUACCACUCACACAUCAUCUGGGCGCAUACGCAAGAGAGUCCUGGAUCAUGAUGAUUACCUGGAUGACCUGGAUGAUGAAGACUUUGAGGAUGAGACCCCCAAGAGACGAGGCAAGAGCAAGUCUAAGGGUCGCAGUGACAAGAACGGGAAGAAGAAAACAGAGGCUGCAGCUGCAGCAUUGGAGGAGAGAGACAAGCCCUAUGCCUGUGACAUCUGUGGGAAGCGCUACAAGAACCGUCCUGGCCUGAGCUACCACUAUACACACUCUCACCUGGCCGAGGAGGAGGGCGAGGACCGCGAGGAGAUCGAGGCACCACCCACUCCUCGGCAGCCUGAGGAGCAGAAGACUUCUAAGAAAGGUCCCAACGGACUGGCGAUGCCUAAUGAUUACUGUGACUUCUGUCUGGGAGAUUCCACUCUAAACCAGAAGACUGGCCAAUCUGAGGAGCUGGUAUCGUGCUCAGACUGUGGACGCUCAGGCCACCCCACGUGCCUGCAGUUCACUCCUGUGAUGAUGGCAGCAGUGAAGACCUACCGUUGGCAGUGCAUUGAGUGCAAGUGCUGCAAUGUUUGUGGGACAUCAGAGAAUGAUGACCAGCUGCUGUUCUGCGAUGACUGUGACAGAGGCUACCACAUGUACUGUCUAACUCCACCCAUGACUGAACCUCCUGAAGGGAGCUGGAGCUGCCAUCUGUGUCUUGCUCUGCUUAAAGAAAAGGCCUCCAUAUACCAGCAGAACCAGAGCUCCGCCCCAGAGUGACAUCACAACUGCAGGUCAGAUACUCUCAGUAACAGGACCCCACACCCUCAAAAUCAACAAUAUCCACCUUGGCCUCAAUUUUAAAACUCUGAGCUGUGUAAAACUGCAGUUGACACAGAUCGCAGAUCAGAAGAUUCAGAAAUCUUUACAUAAACAGUGGUAAACGGGGGGGGACUCAGAACCACAACAGACCUCAGAUCAGUCAAGAUGGGGAUCAAAGCGUCACCACCAUUUUGCCUACAAAGUCCCUUCAGCUUGGCCUCAAACACACACACACACGGGAUACAGAGAACAUGGAGUUACCAUAGUAACUGCUGUCUCCAUGGUAGCUCUGAGGAGCAAACAGAUUAGCAUCUCGCACUAAUGAUCUGCACACUGACAGAGUGUGGACGGUACAGAGAAACAGAUUUUUCUUUUCUGCCAAAUGAUCUAUUUUUGUUCCCUGAAUGUUCAGGGAGAAAAAAAGUCACCACGUGUUGUCAAGGAAAAUUAUUAAUACAGUUAUUGUCACAAUUAUUGUUAAUAUUGUGUUUGUUCUCGUGGACUUUUGUAGUGGCAUUUGUCUGUGGACUUUAGUCUGAUCUGUUGCAUUGGUUAUCUUUGAAGAGUUUUCCUUCUGUGGACUCAGUCAGUGCCAAGGUUUAUUAACAUAAUUUAUCCUGUGAAAAUCUUUCCCAACCCUUUCUGUUAAAAUGUUUAAUCUGCAGAAAAGUAAUCUACAGCUAGUUUUAUCUAUGAAAAAUUGGGCAUUUACAAUGGUUAUGAAAUGGGAGUUUCCUAAAAACAAGUUCAAAAGAACUUACCAUUCGAAGACAUUGGCUGGAUAUAUGGCUAGUUAUUCUAGGAUGUCAUCUUUCUGUAAUCCUGUUUUGUUUUUUAUGCUAUGGCUAACAAACAAACAGACGCUCCUCUUGUGCAGACAUCAAGACGUUAAAUGUCAGUGAACAAAACUAACUAGAAAAUGAGUUCAAAUAGAGCUGAAAUAUCCCACUUUGUGGACACUUUGGUCUCAUGUCCGUCCUAACAGAAGGAUUGCUGACUUGCAUACCAACAGAAGAACAACAUCCUAAUCGUCUUUUACAUAGUUAUACUAAAUUUGGAGCACCCUCUGUUAAUACUUGGUCUUGGGUGAACUAGAAACAUUUUGACUUUCACUCUUUUGUCAAAUAUUAAACAUGGAGUGAAACCUAACAGCCCUAAUACAAAAAGGUCACAGGCUACGUCAUUUAUGUAUCUGAGCAUGUGCUGUAGGUUAGACCAGGAAGAUAAUCACAUCCAAAAUAAUGUCAUCUUCUAAUGUUAUUUAACCAUCAGUGCUUUCAUGCUCUUAUUUUGGAAACCGGAUGAUAUUAAAACGGAAACACAUAACUUCCUCCUUUACACAAACAGUAGUUAGCAGGCAGUAGCUGCUUGUAUCACUGGUCACGCGGAGUCAGACUUGCAUGCAGACUGAAUCUGUAUGAAUGCACACACAUACUCACAUCACACACGUCAUUGUCUUAUCCUUUGUAAUUUUUUUUUUACAUUUUCUAUUACGUGAUAAUCCAUUGGUAUUGGGAGUUUUUCUAGUAGAGUUUUGUAAAGUCUAUGCUAUCGCAGACACCAAGUAUAUAUAGCUCCGGAUGCAUUCUACGUACUGUAUUGCCUUUUUCUAUUUUUGUUAUGAUGUGACAUGUUUGGAUUUAUUUUAUUAUUCUUAUAUGUCAGACUUGCAUUAUAAGUAUUUGUACGAUGAUGUACUUUGUUGUACUAUUUUUAUUUUUACAUUUAUUUGGUAUCAAAGCAAAUUUAGCCUGACUGAAAUAAAAUCACUUUGAAA
Molecule: messenger RNA, 3216 nt
Organism: Cynoglossus semilaevis (tongue sole)
Lineage: Eukaryota; Metazoa; Chordata; Actinopteri; Pleuronectiformes; Cynoglossidae
Gene: dpf2l
Product: D4, zinc and double PHD fingers family 2, like
Exons: 11
Coding region: 147-1397 (416 amino acids)
Biological process (GO): nervous system development
Cellular component (GO): nBAF complex
Source: RefSeq, a predicted model, not a curated record